GGUCUAAAUGGGCCGAAGUAAUUAAAACAGAAAAUCAGGCUACAGAGCGGGUCAGGACGGACGAUCUUUGCACAACCCUAAUCGCCUGAUUGCAAUGAUCUUCUUCACUCGCACAAUAGCUAGUUCUUCUUCUUAAUCAAUGAUUCCUUAAAUCGAAGAGCCCUAAUCCUGCUGGUUCUUCUUCUUCUUCUGCUGCUGCUGCUGCUGCUAUUGUUGGUACUUGCUCCGACUAGUCGCACAACCCAAAUCCCGCUUGUUCUUCUACUAUUGUUGAAACUGAAGCACCAUAAAGCCGUGCUGCAGAAGUAAAGCUAUGUCGUUUACAAAGGGAGACUUGCUUACAAAAACAAGAAAGCUAGUACAUGGUUUGGCCAAGGCCAAGCCCGUUUGGCUCAAAGCUAUGGAAAAGUCCCCGCCUGCAGUAUUUCCUCGGGCUGAAAAGAAAGUUGAGCGGAUUUGCCUCCCUGAGGAUGUUUAUAUCAAUAAGUUCUAUAAGAAGCAUCCUGAAUCGUUGCAUGAAGAUCCUAUCAAAAUCUGUGAUUUUGACCCGACCCCGUCACGCAUUUUUGGUUGCCGGGUGCUAGAGUUGAAGGAGCAAGGUGUGGGUGAAGAGGAAGCUAUAGAUGUGGCAGAUGCGGAGUACCGGCAACUUAAGAAAAGCAAAAAGAAGGCAUACAAACGUCUGAAAGAAAUAGCGCGAAUAAGAGGAACAAAACCCCCGCAAAACCCAUAUCCAAGUGCUAUAAAGGAGAUACAAGCCGAAGAGAAGAAGUAUGUUCACGACCGUUUCUUCAAUCCAAGAAUCUUGGAAAUGGUUGACAGACUUAAGGAGCAGCAUGAUGCUGAGAUGCAAGAUAGAGGCAGAGCCUAGGCAUGUAAUCUCAUAUUUUGAUCUCUCAUAUUCUUAUGUUACUCCGUAUUUUGAUGCUUCAAAACACCGGCUCUACUUGUUUUUAUUAUAGAUUAAGGUGGUUAAAUUUUUCUGGGUUAUUGUUAACUGUAAUAAACGCGGACUUGACACCAUGUGGUGUUUGGCAUCUUUGUGUGUUAUGCGGAAUAUGUGAAAUCGCUUUCUUAACUGUUGUUUUGUUAAUACUUUUGGUAAAGAAAUAUUAAGUGGGUUGUAA
This is a messenger RNA of Helianthus annuus (common sunflower), 1127 nucleotides long. RefSeq lists its product as uncharacterized. The coding region runs from base 314 to 871 and encodes 185 amino acids. The transcript is spliced from 5 exons. Lineage: Eukaryota; Viridiplantae; Streptophyta; Magnoliopsida; Asterales; Asteraceae. The record is from RefSeq and is a predicted model, not a curated record.